AUGAACGGCUGGUUACGUAACGGCGGAGCGUGUUUACUGCUCAUCACCGCGGCACAGACCCCAGACCUGUUGUCAUCAGGAGACUGGAUUGGACACGAGCACAUUUCUUUUUCUCUGCGGUCACAAACCAGUGAAAGUACAUCUCCCCGCGGAGCCCUUCCUCUAUUGUUUUAUGAAGAUAUGUCAGAGAAGAUGCAUGUGUUUCGGGCUCGGCGGCUCAGCUCUGAUCGGGAGCAGAUGUGGAGGACGCGCCAACCUGAAAUGAGCCCUCGUCUCCGGGUUCGAUCGGGCGCCGAGCUGCCUUUAAAUGGAGGAGAUCCGGGGCAAGCCGGGUCACAGCAUGGGCCUGGUGGGAAGUGGUCAGCAGAUCCAGACGUGUCGAAGCUGAGUGGAGCCGUGCUGUUCCCUGUCAGGACCUGCCACGGACCGGACCUGCCACAGACCGGACCUGCCACAGACCGGACCUGCCACAGACUGGACCUGCCACAGACCGGACCUGCCACAGACCGGGACUUGAUCCACAACCACAGAACUGUUGCGGUCAGACUGUUGCGGUCAGACUGUUGCGGUCAGACUGUUGCGGUCAGACUGUUGCGGUCAGACUGUUGUGGUCAGACUGUUGCGGUCAGACUGUUGCGGUCAGACUGUUGUGGUCAGACUGUUGUGGUCAGACUGUUGCGGUCAGACUGUUGUGGUCAGACUGUUGCGACUGUUGCGGUCAGACUGUUGCGGUCAGACUGUUGUGGUCAGACUGUUGUGGUCAGACUGUUGCGGUCAGACUGUUGCGGUCAGACUGUUGCGGUCAGACUGUUGCGGUCAGACUGUUGCGGUCAGACUGUUGCGGUCAGACUGUUGCGGUCAGACUGUUGCGAUCUUCUCCUAAAAUUGCCCUGUGUCCUCAAACGCCUGGUACCCCGCGCUCACACCCACCCCCUACGACACCACGCCGUCUUCCCAAAGAUACACUUCCCACUUCCGUAUCGGCGACAGCAUCUGACAUCUGCCUCUUUCCGUCGCAGCGUGAGCGCCGGCCCGUGUUGUUUCCACCCUAAACCCACACCUCUACUCUACGCCUUCUCCUUAUCUCAGCCUUAUCGUGGUCUUAUUCACCGCGGAAGGAGGCGGAAGACAGGGAAAAAGAGAGAAAGUAUCGCUCGAGGGUCGGGGGGGGGGGGACGUGAUGGAGCCCAGGAGCUGCCCCUCUUCCAGCUCAUCCCGUCCCAGAGGCAGCUGGUGUUUCAGGGGGACAGACUGCCCCUCCAAUGCACAGCGUCCUACCUGCACCCCACCAUGGAGCUGCGCUGGAGGCACAACGGGGUCUCGGUGAGGACCCAGGAGGACCGUGGCGUCACGGUGGAGGAGAGCAUCAUCCACGACUGCAGCCUCAUCACCAGCGAGCUGGUCCUCUCCAACAUGGACGUGUCUCUGGCCGGGAACUGGGAGUGCUCCGUCUCCAGUCUCCGCGGGAACAGCUCGAGACUGAUGGAGAUUGUCGUCCUGGAAACGUCAGCUCCGUAUUGUCCCAACGACCGCAUCACCAACAACAAGGGCGACUUCAGGUGGCCGAAGACUCUGGCGGGAAUCCUGGCCUUCCUGCCCUGUGCCCCUGCUGCGUUUGGCUCCGCCCCUCACCCUUCAGGCCACACCCCUCGCUCGCCCCACUGGAGGGGAGAAAGGAAGGAGAAAAAGGCGUGGAGGAGGUGUGACCGCACGGGACGCUGGGCCGAGGAGGACUACACCCAGUGCCCCUACGCCAGCGAGCUCACCCGGGUCCUCCACCAGCUCACACAGAUCUCUGUAAACACCAGUAACGCUCAGCCGCUGGGCCGGCAGUUGGUGGCCUUCACCAGCAGGGCGGCGCACUUCACUGACGUCAUGGAUGUGAUCUUCGUGACUCACCUGGUGGAGCGGCUGACGAGGCUGCUGGGAAAACGCAGAGACCUCGGGGAUUAUAUUUCGGACAUCGCCAGCAACAUGAUGCAGGUGGAGGAGCACGUUUUGUGGAUGGCCCAGAACGAAGCCCGUGCCUGCACCCGCAUCGUGCAGUGUGUAGAGCGGAUCGCUGACCUGGCUCUGGCCUCCGACAAUCGGGCCAUAUCUAAGGUGUCCGCUAACAUCGCUCUGGAGGCUUUCCUGGUGCAGCCCUCUGACGUCCUGGGCCUGUCCUGCACCGUGCACCAGCGCCCCUCGCACCUGUCCCACAGCGACGCCGGGAGACGACCGGACGCCGCGGGAGAAUCUCUGCUCAAGUUCAAAUGCCACACAGUCAACAGCAGCAGCAGCAGCAGCAGCAGCAGCAGCAGCAGCUCGGCCGCCAACCAGCUCCACAAGACCUGGCAACGCAACGCUGCCCAUCCCCGAGUGACAGACGCCAUCUUGUCGACAGCGGGAGGAAAAACAGUGACGGGGCCGAAGGCGUCGGAGGCUCUCGAGUGUGGAGUGGUGUUUUAA
Knipowitschia caucasica is the source of this 2451-nucleotide messenger RNA. The record is from the annotation of a GenBank genome assembly. Lineage: Eukaryota; Metazoa; Chordata; Actinopteri; Gobiiformes; Gobiidae.